AUGCCGCUAGCUCAUAAUCUAAACAAAGUGAGUAAAAACUUAUCCAAGUCCACUGGAUCGAUGCAUAUAAAGGGACGAAAAUUCAAACAAUUGAAUCGAGCAACAGUUCGAGACAAGAAACUCAAACUACAAAAGAUUGAAAGUGUAGAGAGAAAGCUGAAUGAGUUGCUUAUUGUGUCCUUUUUGCAGGAGCAAAUAGCUGACAACGUUGAAAAGCCAACUUACACCUUGUCAGAAAUACAAUCCUUGAUUGAACAGUUUAUCGAUCAAGAUCGUCAACAAUUGGUGCAAGUAAAACAAGAACAUCGAAAGGGUAGGCCGAUUUCGAAUAAACAGAAGUUACUUACUGAGAAAGUGAAACAUGAGGAGCAUUUAUUUGCUACUGGGUAUAAAGUUCCUGAUCUAAGUCAUGAGGAAACGGUAACGAGGUUGAGAAAUUGGAAUGGAACAACAGGUGCAACUACAGGAUUCAAGUUUGUAAAUAUUUCCAAAGAGAUGAAGGAGUUUCCAACGGUGGAAGUAGAGAUGAAGGAAUGA
Molecule: messenger RNA, 537 nt
Organism: Lodderomyces parapsilosis
Lineage: Eukaryota; Fungi; Ascomycota; Pichiomycetes; Serinales; Debaryomycetaceae
Exons: 1
Coding region: 1-537 (178 amino acids)
Cellular component (GO): nucleus
Source: RefSeq, a predicted model, not a curated record